Molecule: messenger RNA, 9388 nt
Organism: Nothobranchius furzeri (turquoise killifish)
Lineage: Eukaryota; Metazoa; Chordata; Actinopteri; Cyprinodontiformes; Nothobranchiidae
Gene: fkbp16
Product: FKBP prolyl isomerase 16
Biological process (GO): protein folding; negative regulation of apoptotic process
Cellular component (GO): cytosol; mitochondrial envelope; membrane
Molecular function (GO): peptidyl-prolyl cis-trans isomerase activity; protein folding chaperone; protein binding
Source: RefSeq, a predicted model, not a curated record
GUAUGUAUGUAUGUAUGUAGGGCUGCAACAAACGAUUAUUUGGAUAAUCGAUUAAUCGGAUGGGGUCUCGACACGAUUAAUCGAUUAAUCGGAUUACAUAGGGACAUUUUUAAAAACUGCUAGGGAAACGUUAUUUUUCUCCUUCCCUCACUUUAUUAAACACAACAUUAUUAGAAAACAGUUCAAUAGCAGAAAAACAACAUGCCAUCACCUAAAUUGUCUUAUAAGGUGUAUAGACAGAGACCCUAAGCUACACCUAUCUGUGACCUAAAAUGCUUGGUCCAAGUUAAACAGCUUAAAGAGCAAGUCAACCCCUACCAGAGUCCAACUCCACUCCCGCUUCAUGUUUGAAAAAUGCAACACAUGCUGUUGCCUGGCAGACCGAGAGGGCGGAGCCGCUAACAAAUACACACACACUCAGGCUCACAACAGCAUUGUGACAUCAUAAUGUACCAGUUUACAUCAUAGCAUACUUCUUAGCCAAUAGCGGUGGCAGAUUUAAAUUAAAAUACAGUGCAGAGUUUUUACCUGACAACGGCACAACACUGCCAGUUUUAGGCACAAUAUUUAAAUUUUAACUAAGAUGCACUGAAGUGCCAAAUUAUUGACGACACGUGUCUGCAGCACGAUUAGACACUCGUUUAUUUAGUCUAUCAGCAAAAAAAAGUAUUUGGGGGUGACUUGCUCUUUAAGGGCAAUUCUCAUCUGUUUUGUUUGAUCUCAUCUGUAGACAUUUAUUAUAAUUGGGGAUGUCAAACAACUAAUUUUUAAAUGUAAUUAAACAUAGGCUGUGAAUUAAUCAAAAUUAAUCACUAUUUCCAAAAAUGACAGAAAAAUACCAAAUAAAACAAAAGUAAAUGAAUGCCAUCCUCCUUGUGAUGAUGCCCUGGGCAACUGCCAUAAAGUCACAUCAAGAAAUGCUGCUGAUCAUUCCAAUGAUCUCAAAUAGACUCACAUUAGGCCACAUGAAAGAAACUGAACCCAAAAAUAUAUUAACCAGUAUAUAACUGCACUCUCACAACACGCCUGCAGCAACAGUUAGGACUCCUCCCUCCCUUUUAAAAGCGUUUUCGCUUCUGAGGACAUUGUGGUUGUAAAGCCACAAGUUAGUAGUCUGGCCCCGGUGUGAUCAACCAGUUUCUGCGGGAAUGUGACGGCGGAACCGGUUCGCAGCGGCGCGAGUCCCCCCCCCCCCCCCCCCCCCGCAUAAUAGCGUCGCGCUUACAAUUUUAAAGACUUUUUUUUACGAGCUUAGGGCAUGUCUAGCCUGUGUAAUAAUCCGGAGCUUGGGUGAAUCACUUUUGAAAAGUUUUUAGCUUACCCGGACACCGAGCUCUCUCCUUCCUCGCUGAUGAUUCUGACAUGCUUGCGUUUAAGACGCUGCAUCAUCACCGUAGUAUCACCAUGCCAUGCUAAGUCUGACCUACAAACGUUGCAUGUCUUCGCCUGAUUUAACUGAAAAUGCUCCCAAACUUUAGAAGUUUUUACUUUUUGGGGGUCUCGCUGCUUCUGCCAUGUUCCUCUUACAAACACCUGCUGGCUCUCCACCGGUCUGCGCGCAACGGCGGGCGGGAGGGGAGGGGGCUUUUGGAAGAGUUGCGCAACACAACGAAUCAAUGACGCAAUUCGUUGCCAACGCUUUUAGUAAUCGAUUUUCAUCGAAUUUAUCGAUUCGUUGUUGCAGCCCUAUAUGUAUGUAUAAGUGUAUAUAUAUAUAUGUUGGCGGAGUCCAACCCUCAUCGGGAACAGGUCCAACUGCCCUCACGAGGGACGAGCAAAAUAUCAAACACGCCAGAAGUCCGUGCGAGCUCACGAUUACUGAUCAGUAGCUGGUCACGUGGUGUUAAUCGCCUCUCGUAACCCCCCUGUAUACUACACGACGCUCAGCGCAAAACUCGCCCCGAACUUGUGGAUUCUCGCACAAGUGGAAAAUCGGCUCAAAAAAAGUCAAAAAGUCGCACAGUGUACGCUCGGCUUUAGACAUCUCAUGGGGCUUAAGGGAGAUGUACAGUUGGAUGUCAUCUGCAUAAAGAUAGUAGGAGAUUCCUUUGAAGGAGCUCAGGAUGUGCUGAAGAGGAAGCAGAUAGAGGAUGAAGAGCAGAGGCCCCAGCACAGAACCUUGUGGGAUUCCAUAAGUAAGGGAGGUGGUGGAGGACCUAAACUUGGAGACGGCCACAGAAAAGGAGCGGUCAGAAAGAUAAGAGGAGAACCACUCCAGAGCAGAUCCUGACUAGGUGACAGGAGGACAUGCGCUGAAGUAGGGGUGGGACUAUAGGCUAGACUGUCCAAAUUCACAGCUGUUAACAUCCGGUUCAACCGGUCACGGGAGAACGCGUUCUCCUCAUCGACAUAAAUAUAUGGACAAUGGGUUUCCAUAGCCUCCAAUAACAAGUUUUUCUGCUAAAAUGGGAGGUGGCCACCACCGCCAUUUUGACCGUCACAGGUUCCGUCAAGCCCAGAUAAUUCCAUAAAAGGGAAGAGAGGAGGAGCUGAGGGUGGGGCUGUAAGGCUGGGAUCAACUGACGACACCCGGCCGAACUAGCUACAAGCUAACCUGAAGCUAACCCAAAGCUAAUGUGGAGGUGGGAGCUAAGCUAACGGAGGUAGCAACCUAGCUACAACCGGAGUUAACUGUGCACAACACCAGAGCUUCUGAGUCAGAGAUAUGCCGAGCUGACCGCUGGGUAAAACCGGGUGGAACACAGAGGUCUCAGAGUCUCGGAGACCUCCACAAGCCGGCAGCCGCACAGCAGACAAGCGCCGUUGCGAUCUGAGAUGCGCAGAGCUGCCGCAGAGGAGAACCGGGUGGAAAGGUUUCCAUCCCAGAGCUCCACAAGCCGUCAGCCCGCGCAGCACACAGAAGCUGCGAUCAGACAGAGAUGCGCCGAGCUGCAGGGAGAAGUGGCGUAUUUUGGCGGUUCUGGCUUGCCAUAAGAACCAGCCGUCAGCCCGUGCAGCUAACAGAAGCCGCGAUCAGACAGAUGCGCCGAGCUGCUGGGAGAACCAGCCGUCAGCCCGCGCAGCUAACAGAAGCCGCAAUCAGACAGAUGCGCUGAGCUGCUGGGAGAACCAGCCGUCAGCCCGUGCGCAGCAAAUAGAAGCCGCGAUCAGACAGAGAUGGACCGGGCUGUGGGGAGGGGAUAAGGGUGGAAAACAUCGGUCUCCCGAGAGCUCCACAAGCCAAUAGUCUGAACCCAGCUCCACCAACAUGUUAUAUUUCAACCCAUUUUCUAAAGUGCAGCAUUAUGUUAAAUGCACUGGGGUUUACCCUAUUACAUUUAAAUUUCAUGGUUAAACAGUACAUGUUAAAAUCUAAGCUCAGCUCGGCAGUGACCUAAAAUACAUAAAUGUAAUUUUACUUACCAAAAAAAAUGAAGUGGAGACUCCUUGGACGCUCUAUUAGUGCAAUUAAUGCCACAUAAAGUCAUUUUGUCCAACAAUUGCACAAAACAUAUCCAAACAAGAAUACACACACAGAGAGACUCAAAAUCCCGGAGCAGUUUCCAAGCCAGGCCGAGGAUCUACUGAGGCCUUUCCACGGAGCUAGCUUUGUGGUCAAGUGGGUCGGAUGCUCAUUAAUUAUACAGAAUUUUAGGCUUUUAAUACACUUAAACAGAAGAAUGAGAAAAAAAAUUCACCCCCCUCAGAGUUGUCAUGAGUGUAAACUAGAUUAUUUAAACCAAAAACAUGUUUUGGUACCAGGCUGUAAACAUGUUUAUUUCUGCUGUGAAAUUGAUAUUUUUAACAUGGGAGUCGAUGAGGAUUUGCUUGUUUCUGACACCAGCCCCCAGCGGAUGAGGGUGGAACUGCAAUUUAUUUCACUUCCGGGUUUGACUCAAUGUCAGAGCUGCAUUGUGGGGGCCUGGUUCUCCUGAGACCAAUGAGGAUGGGUCCUCAUCAGCAUACAACCCCUGAAUUUGGACAUUGCCACCAUCACCAAGACACUCUCCUUGAUGUAAAAAUUAAAAGAAAAAGCCUCCCUGUGGGUGGGACAUGGGCCAAAACGGGCAUGGCCAUGAAUGCAGACUCAGUGUGACAUAGAUAUGUGAGGAUUUUCUAAUCCUAGCAUUUCACUGUCUAUUUUCUCGUCGUCUUCCUCCGCUUGUCCGGGUCCGGGUCGUUGGGGUAGCAUCCCAACUAGGGAGCUCCAGACCGUCCUCUCCCCAGCCACCUCCACCAGUUCCUCCGGCAGGACCCCAAGGCGUUCCCGGACCAGAUUGGAGAUGUAACCUCUCCAACGUGUCCUGGAUGGACCCGGGGGCCUCCUGCCGGCAGGACAUGCCCGAAAUACCUCCCAGGGAGGCGUCCAGGAGGCAUUCUGACCAGAUGCCCAAACCACCUCAACUGACUCCGUUCGAUCCGGAGGAGCAGCGGUUCUACUCCGAGUCCCUCCCGAAUGUCCAAGCUCCUCACCCUAUCUCUAAGGCUGAGCCUGGCUACCCUACGGAGGAAACUUAUUUCGGCUGCUUGUAUUCGCGAUCUCGUUUUUUCGGUCAUUACCCAAAGCUCAUCACCAUAGGUGAGGAUUGGGACGUAGAUCGACCGGUAAAUCGAGAGCCUGGCUUUCUGGCUCAGCUCCCUCUUCACCACGACAGAUCAGCUCAGCGUCCGUAUCACUGCAGAUGCCGAACCAAUCCACCUGUUGAUCUCCCGAUCCCUCCUACCCUCACUCGUGAACAAGACCCCGAGAUACUUACACUCCUCCACUUGAGGGAGGACCUCUCUCCCGACCCGGAGUUGGCAAGCCACCCUUUUCCGGUCGAGAACCAUGGUCUCAUUCCAUCUUUUAGUUCUUUUUAAAACAUAGAAAGGUUUUAUUUACCUGCAACAUUUUGUUUGCGGCUGCAAACUUCGUCAGGCUGACCAUGGUCUCAGAUUUGGAGGUGCUGAUCCUCAUCCCAGCCGCUUCACACUCGGCCGCGAACGUACCCAGCAAGAGCUGACGGUCAGAGCUGGAUGAAGCUUGGAGGACCACAUAAUCCGCAAAAAGCAGACAUGAGAUUCUCCUGCCACCAAACUCGACACACUCCACACCACGGCUGCGCCUACAAAUUCUGUCCAUAAAGGUUAUGAACAGAACCAGUGACAAAGAGCAGCCCUGGCGGAGUCCAACCCUCAUCGGGAACAGGUCCGACUUACUACUGGCUAUGCGGACUAAACUCACGCUCCUCUGGUAAAGGGACUGAAUGGCCCUCAACAAAAGGCGACCCACCCCAUACUCCUGGAACAUCCCCCACAGGGUGCCCCUGGGGACACGGUCAUAAGCAUUCUCCAAAUCCACAAAACACAUGUGGAUUGGCUGGGCAAACUCCCAUGCCCCCUCCAUCACCCUUGCAAUGGUAUGGAGCUGGUCCACAGUUCCAAGGCCAGGACGAAAACCACAUUGCUCCUCCUCAAUCUGAGAUUCAACUAUCGAUUGGACCCUCCUCUCCAGUACCUUGGAGUAGACCUUUCCAGGGAGGCUGAGGAGUGUGAUCCCCCUAUAGUUGGAACACACCCUCCGGUCACCCUUCUUAAAGAUGGGGACCACCACCCAGGUCUGCCACUCCACAGGAACUUGCCCCCGAUGACCAUGCAAUGUUGCAGAGACGUGUCAACCACGACAGCCCUACCACAUCCACAGCCUUGAGAUACCCAGGACGAAUCUCAUCCACCCCCGGGGGCUCCACCGCUGUGCAGUUGUUUGACUACUUCAGCAACUUCUGCCCCAGAGAUUGGACAGUCCAUCCCCAGGUCUCCCGGCUCUGGCUCCUCCUCGGAAUGUGCAUAACACCACUCGAGUUCAGAUCAGGCGGGCCGUUCCCCCCAAUCACACCCCUCCAGGUCAUGCUGUCAUUGCCCACGUGAGCAUUGAAGUCCCCCAGCAGGACAAUGGAGUCCCCUGAUGGAGCACUAUCUAGCACUCAUCCCAGGGACUCCAAAAAGGGUGGGUAAUCUGAACUGAUAUUUGGCCUAUAAGCGCAAACAACAGUCAGGACUCGUUCCCCGAACCGAAGGCGGAGGGAAGCUACCCUCUCGUCCCCCGGGGUAAACCCCAACACACAGGCAGAGAGUCUUGGGGCUAACAAAAAGCCAACCCCAGCCCUCCGCCUCUCACCCGGAGCAACUCCAGCAAAGGAGAGCGUCCAACCCCUCUCAAGGACUUGGGUUCCAGAGCCAAUGCCAUGUGUCGAGGUGAGUCAGACUAUAUCUAGCCGGUACCGCUCAACCUCUGCCACAAGCUCCUGCUCCUUACCCGCCAGCGAGGUGACGUUCCAUGUCCCAAUAACCAGUUUCCUUGUCCGGGGAUCGGACCGCCAAGGCUCCCGCCUUGGUCUGCCACCCGAUGCACACUGAACUGGACCCUUCAUGUUCCUCCUGUGGGUGGUGGGUCCACAGUUGGAUUAGCCCAUGUAUCCGGUUCGGGCUGGGCCUGGCCGGGCCCCAUGGGCGAAAGCCCGGCCACCAGGUACUCGCUCACGGGCCCCAACCCCAGGCCUGGCUCCAGGGUGGGACCCCGGUAACCCACCGGGCCGGGUACUCCGACUCUUUGUUUUUAUGUCCAUGAAAGAUUUUCUGAACUGUUCUUUGUCUCACCCUUCACCUAAGACCCACUUGUCAUGGGAGACCCUACCAGGGGCACAAAGUGCCUCAGACAACAUAGCUCCUAGGAUCAAUAGGGCACUCAAACUCCUCCACCACGAUAAGGUGACGGUUCAAGGAGGUGUCUAUUUUCUAUCAGAAGCUAACACAGGAGAUAGGUGUAGGAGACCAUUUUCAUGUUCAGCGUGCAUGAAAAACUCAGAGUGACUGAUUAUAAUCACAAAUUACAAUAAAAACAUUGUUUUUCAGUCAACCACACCUUUAUUCUAUAACAAUAAUUAAGUUUGCUUAGAGCAGAAAGAAGAAAUAUAUGAAGACUGAAGAUGGCAGCAGAAAUACAGAGCAACUGAAAUCAGUUGUGACUGUCAGAGCUUUUAUUUGUUAAUAGGUUUGGUCCUUUUGGGGGGUCUUGUGUUUUAUUUACAUUGAACUGAUUCUUAAAGUCUUUAAUCCAUAUAUAAUGCUACAAUUUAACUAAUAUUCAGUUUUGAACAAAUCAAAGAGGUGUAACUGGUAGGCCAAGCCAACUGUGUGUGGGGCUUGUUUUUAUAUUAUCACUGUUUUAGUUAUGAUCAAAAAAUAACUACAUUUUUUUAACAAAGAUUUUCCAAAACCAAAAUUGCUUUCACUGGUUACUUCAAUCCACUUACACCCCAAAACAAGUUUCUAUUGAAUCCUCCAACAAUAGAAAAACAAGAAAAUCAUGAGACAUUAAUGUGUUUAUAUGUAAACUACUCACUAAUCAAGCCAGCUACAUUUCCCUACAGUUCCAACCUGUUCCCAGGUAAAAAAGAAUCCAUAUCUUGAUAGAGUUUCAUGGGAUAGUUCAGGUCUUUUAAAUUAGAUUUGGGUGUAGUUUUGAGAUUGGAAUUGCUUUAAGCCACCACGCAACUGCUUGAUCAGAACUAAUGUUUAUUUUUACAAAAUGAAGCCAUUCCAAGAGCUUUCUACAACAGGUAAGAUGUUGACUGUUCAUAUUUUCACAGAAACUCAUUUCAAAAGAUCCGAGCUGCAAUUUAAAAGUCAUUUAAACUGUUUAACGAGCUGCAUUUUAAUAUUUUAUUUCAGUGUUUAACAUUUUUUGAGAUUCAUGAAAAGAUCUUAAUAAAAUGAUCACUGACCUGCACUUGUACAGCGUUUUUUCAGAGUCAGAGGACUCCAAAGUGCUGUACUACAGUGAACCAUUCAUCCAUUCACACUCUGGUGAUGAUGAGCUACAUGGCAGACACAGCUGCCCAGGGGCGCACUGACAGAGGCAAGGCUGCCAAGCACAAGUGCCACCGGUCCCCAAGACCACAACCAGCAGGCAAGAUGGUGUCCAUCACUCUUUGUGAAGAAAUGGAGACGUAUUGUGAAGAGAAGAAGGACCCAGCAGAAGACAUUACCAAGCCUGAGGUAAGAGAAACCGUUUCUGAACAUGCUGGCAGCGAUUCUCUGACUGAGCGGCCGUGUGGGCCUGUGGAGGAAGGUGAGAAACCCUGUGGGAAAGAGCAGGCUGAAACUGGAGGCUGCGCUGAGAGAAGUAGGACCACUGAGGUAAAAAGCUCAACUCAUUCCAAGGAGGAGAGGAAAGAGACAGAAUGCAAGGAACGCAGAAAGCUGAGGAAAACAAACAGCUGGAAGAUGGUUCGAUUUCAAGACCCCUCAACAGAGGAUGAUGUGUUGGAGUGGGACAGCUCGGCCGAGAUUCUCUUCCCAGAAUAUGCUGUAGAGGAGUGGACGUAUACUCCCUUUGAGGAGCUGUUCACAGCUGAGAACUGGGAGAACAUCACAGAGGACCGGCUUUUGAGGAAGAAAGUGCUGCAAAAUGGGGAUUCACAAGUCCUUCAUCCCGUUUGGGGUCAGGAGGUCACUGUGAAGAUGCAGGGUGUUCUUGAGGACCGAACCGUAGUGGAGAAGGACUGCAAGCUUGUGUUUGUGAUUGGAGAGGGGGAUGUGAUUCAGGCUUUAGAGGAGUGUGUCAUGUCCAUGAAGAAGGGCGAGAUCGCAUUACUGCUGGCAGAUUCCCAGUACGGCUACGGACUUCUAGGAAGAGAGCCUGACAUCCCUGCCUGGGCUCCUGUACUCUACCAGCUGCAGCUGCUGGACACCAGAGAGAAACCAGACCCGUUGACUCUGCCCAUCGCCGACCGCAUUCGCAUCGGCAACCAGAAGCGAGAGCGUGGAAACUUUCACUUCCAGAGGGAGGAGUACAGCCUGGCUGCCAAAGCGUAUUGUGUGGCCCUGGAGGUGUUAACCACACGUGGCACAGAUGGCAGCGAUGCUGGCAUGAAGGCAGAAGAGGAAGAGGUGCAGGAAUACCGGGUGAAGUGUUUAAACAACCUGGCCACCACUCAGAUCAAGCUGGAGCAGUUCGACGAGGCGCUGAAGACCAGCCGGGACGUCUUGACCCUCGAAUCAAACAACGUCAAGGCCCUCUUCAGGACGGGAAAGCUGCUGUCAGAUAAGGGAGAAUACAAAGAGGCCAUGGAGGUGCUGAAAAAGGCCCUGAAACUAGAGCCUACCACCAAGGCAAUCCAUGCAGAGUUAUCCAAACUUGUCCAAAGGCAAUCGGGAGGCAAUGACACCCAGCAAUUUCAAGCCAAACCAGCAGAGAUGCUUGGAGAAAACAUUGCUCCUUUCCUGAUUCCUUCCAGGAAAAAAACAUCUGGAGUUUCCUGGAAGUUCAUAUUGGGAGCUCUGGCGGUGGCCUUGUGCAGCUUAGUGACCUCAUUGAUUCUGACUGCAAAAAACUGAAAUCCCCUACAGGAAGGAAAUCCCAUCCUGAUGUGAAGGAGCAAUUUGGUCUCAAGUCGUCAGGUUUCCA